AUGAAACUCGUGGACCUCAUGAUCGAAUUAGUAAUGCUGCUUCAGAUACUCGAAGACGGACUGCCAAUUGUACUCGUCGCUGUCUUUACUGUCAUCGUCGCUGCAAAUGCGGUUUGGUGUGCUUUAGUGAUGCUUCUUCCACUUAAACAAACAGUGCUGGUGGAGAACCUCAUUGAUCUAAUAUUCGACUUAUUGAUUGCAGUCGGAUAUCCCAUGAUCUUAGUAUGCUACUGCCUCUCGGCGUUCAAGUUCGAUCGUGCGAAAUUGAUGAUCAAUCAAGCGGUUUUCCCGCAAGGUUGGCUGGAGCAGUCUGCUAGUACCAUCGCCGAUCCCGUUCAAACUGUUGUGAUUUACAAGACCUUGAAUUCGCUACGUAUCUCCUCUAUAUUCAACUUCUUCACACGAAUGGGUAUCAACAUCACACUGUGGCUCAAAUGUCAACGUCUCAUGAACCUAAUGGAGAAUCCGCGAAGACAGAGCAGCAGCGUGUACCCCAGACAUUGUCGGCUGGCAGCAUCUUCUCUCGUGGCCUUCGCAAUAUUCGUGAUCAUUUACGUAGAAGAAAGCACGAGAACGUCAGCGGUAGCGUGUCAUCCGCACCCUGAGUGCGUCAUAAAUGCCCGGCUCUGGCUUAUGCUGGAUUCACUUACGCAAUGCCCGUGCUUAGCACUCAUCGAUAAUAGUAUCGCACCGAAAACGUAUUCUGAGUGGAUGGAUCCGAAAGAUAUUACUGCCAAGGUCGCGCAUUUGGCAACUAUGGGUCUUCUCCAGAUCGUUCAGCUCACCAAUCGCAAGCUUGAGGUGCUACCAGAAGAACUGCGAGGUUGCACUGAUAUGAGAUACCUGUAAGUUUUUUUGUGACUUCAAUUGGAACAUGCUGACCAUUUUUUACCCGUGUUUUGCCCUAAGAUCACUAGUGUACACCCACACACAAACUCUUCCAGUUUGGGCCAAGGAGCUCAAACAACUUGAAUACCUCCAUGUGGAAGGGAAAAUGACGAUUGGGCUAGUAAAACUUCCCGAUGACAUGUUUGACGAAAUGUCCUCACUUACAACUCUACAUCUCGGUUCAAAUUUGGCACUCACCCAACUACCAUCAUUUCACGGACUCACGAGUCUCGAGAUGCUUGUUGUAGCGGUUUCCUUGUCGCUACUGGAACUGCCUGCGUUUGAUAGUCUUUACAAGUUGGAACGGUUAAUCAUUGGCAUCAUGCCCCAGCUUGACAGCCUACCGGACUUCUUACCAAUUCACGAUUUAAAGUCUUUUGUCAUUAUGGACCGAGGGAUGUGGUGUUGCAAUGGUUUCCUAGGUGAAUGUGACCUUCAAAAUCCGUUGUGUGGCGUUCAUCCAGUCUGGGGAUCUCCAGCAGCUAGUUGCUUACCAGCCAACAGAACAGCGUCACGUGCCACGCUUGAUGCGAUUGCAAAGUUUUCCAAAAGUGUUUGUGGUGGAUUGCUCCGCCCUACUGACGAUCAACCUCCUCCAACUGAGGAAAGUAUGACAUCGUGUGGCGGGAUAUUAUAUCGUCAAUGUGAGCUUCCAGGUAUUCCGAAGGCGAUUUGCUACAACGCGAGGUUCAUGGGAACUGCAUGUACGCCCAGUAAAUACCCAAUUGAAAUGCGACGGCGUCAGAUAGCACAAGGUGUGGAUGAUCCAUGUACUCCAGUAUAUGAAGCAUGGCUUGGGUGCAAGUGAUACCGACAUUUGCUUCAUUAUGUAUGUGAGAAACUAUCAAUUCUCCAAGUAGCAAAUGGAUUUUGAGCAAUGCUUGCGCUACAGCCACUGCUUUCGCAUUACAACCAACCUUGCUUCCGGAUCAGGGAUCGACAGACGCACGUCGGCGAUCUCGUCAAUUUUGGCUCGAAUCUCUGGUGUUAGUUUGUCCACGAAGUUGAGGGAGUCGAGGUUUUCAUCCAGCUGCGCCACGCUAGAUGCACCAAGGAUAACAGUUGAGACGUGCUUGUUGGAAACACACCAUGCGAUUGCAAGUUGAGCAAGUGUGCAACCGACUUCCUUUGCUAUCGUUGUCAACUUGUCAGCUUUAGCGACCUUUGUCUCAAAGCCGUCGGCCACGUAGUUCAUGUACGACGAUAUCGACAGGCGGGAGCCCUGCAUUUAAACACGAAACGAUAAGAACGAGUAGGAAUUUCAAAUUCUUGGUGCAUUCCCAACUCCAGCUACUGCUUACCUCAGGAAUCCCCUUGCUGUACUUGCCAGUCAAGAUGCCGAAUGCAAGAGGGGACCACGUCGUAAGCCCAUAGCCAUAUGUCUAGCACCGCAUACACCAGCGCACACGUUAGUUAUAUGCAAGAAUUGAGCAGAUUUAAAAAAAUUGAAACAUCUAGCGCACCUCGUACAGAACAUUGUACUCGAACUCAACACGUGACCGCUCGAGGAUAUGAUAC
This is a messenger RNA of Phytophthora nicotianae INRA-310, 2406 nucleotides long. RefSeq lists its product as hypothetical. Bases 1 to 849 code for a protein of 282 amino acids. The transcript is spliced from 3 exons. Lineage: Eukaryota; Oomycota; Peronosporomycetes; Peronosporales; Peronosporaceae. The record is from RefSeq and is a predicted model, not a curated record.